Exophiala xenobiotica is the source of this 1509-nucleotide messenger RNA. RefSeq lists its product as uncharacterized. The record is from RefSeq and is a predicted model, not a curated record. The transcript has a single exon. The coding region runs from base 112 to 1386 and encodes 424 amino acids. Lineage: Eukaryota; Fungi; Ascomycota; Eurotiomycetes; Chaetothyriales; Herpotrichiellaceae.
UUUAAGUAUCUAAUAAUCUCGUUCUAGUCAGAUCUCUUCCAUCAUUCUUCAUCAUCGUCUUGCUCCCCGUUUCAUCCCCCUGUCAGUCAAGCACUGCCUUCAUUUCCCACGAUGGGUGGUUCGGUCUUCAAGCAGAGUGGUCUCGACACCCCACGUAUGCCAGAACAUGUUUACACCUACACUUGUAAGCGCGCCGAAGACUUGCUCCGCAAACAUUUCCUGUGUUUUGGACAUGCAACCGAAGCGCCAGCCAAGGAGAACUAUGGAGAUGUGGACAUUUUCGUGGCUCUGCCAGUCGAUGAGGGUUUGUGGUCUGGAGAUGAGGCUCGUAAUGGAGCACUCCUGAGCUUUCUUCUUGGUGGCAAGGAGUGGAAGCACACCCAGGGUAGCACGACCUAUCAUGUCGCCGUCAAGUGGCCUGGAGAAGACGAUUUCCAGAAGGAAAACAAGGCCAAAGCGGCAAAGCCAAAGGACAAGAAAACCGAGCUGACCGCCAUCAAUACCAACGUCAUUGACAAAAACAAAUACAUUCAAGUCGACAUUCAGCUCUGCCCCACUAUUGCAAGCUUUGAUUGGCAUAUCUUCUUCCAAGCCCAUGGCGAUCUUUGGAGCAUACUCGGAGGAAUCAUUCGUCCCUAUGGCCUCACCUGCAACAGCACUGGCUUGCAUCUCAGAAUCGAGGAAGUGGAAAAGCACAACAAAGCUCAAUCUCGUGUCUUGAUGACAGACCACCCAGACAAGGUGCUCAAAUAUCUCGGUCUCGACGCUGAUGCCUACGGCAAGCCUUUCAAGAGCCGCGACGCCCUCAUGGCUUAUGUUGCAUCAUGCCGCUUCCACGACCCUAUGAGGGAAAUCAGCAUGAGAGGCAAAAACGAAGAGCGCGUCGAGAAGAGGAAGAUGUAUGCAGCCUGGUCCAAGGAGUACCUCCCUGCUCACAAGGGAGAUACUCCGGGUUCAAGUGCUGGUAUGUCGAGACAGGAAGUCAUUAAGGAUGCCAGAAAAUUCUUUGGCGACGAGUUUGGGAAGCGGUUUGAGGAGCAAAAGAAAAAGGCAGUGCGGGAGAUCAAAGAGGAAGAUUUGUGGACAUUCAUUCGCAGCUUGCCAGGCGUGGGAGCGGACAAGGCGGACAAGACGUACACGACGAAGGGCAUGAAGAGAGAGAUCAAGGGAAAGAUUGAGGAAGUGCCUGAGAGACAUCGCACAGGGAUCGAAGGGGUGAGACAGGCCUUCAAGGACGGACGGUUCGACGACGUGAAGCGAUGGGCAGAGGAAUGUUGGAGGAGUGUCAUGGAGCGACAGAAGAGAGUUGACGAGAUGAAAUCGAGGGCCAAUCUGCUCGAGAAGAAGAAGAAAGAUGCGGCAGAGAAGAAUGGGGCUCAGGCUUGAUGGCAGGGCGCCGAUGAUCUGUGACGCCCUUGGUAUCUCUGGUUCCUGAAUAGGUACACUGGAUGAUGACCCGGGCGACAGACAGAGAUUAUGGUGAGCAUUCGAAGGUGGACUGAGCAGAGC